Molecule: messenger RNA, 1362 nt
Organism: Lithohypha guttulata
Lineage: Eukaryota; Fungi; Ascomycota; Eurotiomycetes; Chaetothyriales; Trichomeriaceae
Exons: 2
Coding region: 1-1362 (453 amino acids)
Cellular component (GO): fungal-type vacuole membrane
Source: RefSeq, a predicted model, not a curated record
AUGGGCAACCUGGGCAUGUAUGCCACUGGCAUUCCUGCUGGCAUGCUUAUUGAUGCACGAAGUCCCAGAUGGGGCGUAGCUGUUGGGACUGUGUUCUUUGCAGGAGGCUACUAUCCAAUUGCAAAAGCAUUUACUGCAGCUAUCAAAGCUGCAGCACUCAACUUUCCAGAUCAUCGAGGAACGUCCACAGCCUUCCCGCUUGCCGCGUUCGGGCUGAGUGCCUUCGUCUUUGCGACCAUCGCCUUGGCCUUACUUCACGACGAGUCACACUUCCUCUUACUCCUGGCAACCGGGACUGUUGUCCUGCCAGCUGUCUCCUUCUUUUUCCUUGAUACGCCUCCAACACACACUUCAUAUGAACAGCUUCCACAACAUCAGAGACUGCAUCGGACACAGUUGCGGGACGAACGUACAGAAACGAAUGGCCCUAAUACAGGUACGCCGAAUAAACAGUCCUCAUCUAAUACCUUUCCACAAGAUUCCACUUCAGAAUCGUACUCAGACUCUGAUGUUGCUCCAGAAGGUGAUUCUGAGCAGAGUUCUCUGUUGUCAACUCCUCCAUCGGAUACCCCGAACCCCGAAAACAGAAAAUCGAUAGACGCUCCAGCUGACACUCCUCCUCCCGACUUAGAUAUACGUGGCUGGAAGCUGCUGCCUCAUAAAGAGUUCUGGCUUCUGUUCGGUCUUUUAGCCUUGAUGUGCGGUAUCGGUUUGAUGACUAUCAACAAUAUUGGUAACAUGGCUCAAGCGCUUUGGCUCUCCUAUGACCUCAAGACACCAGAUUCCUUCAUCGCAAAGCGACAAGUUUUGCACGUCAGCAUUCUUUCUGUCAUGUCCUUCAGCGGACGCCUCACUUCUGGUAUCGGUUCUGACGUCCUUAUCAAGCGCUUUUCGAUGAGCAGGUUUUGGUGCCUACUUGCCGCAAGCAUUGUCUUUAUCCUUGCGCAAAUCUCAGCUCUGACAAUUACAAAGCCUUCUUUGCUUGUUCUUGUCUCAGGACUUUCAGGAUUCGCCUAUGGUAUGCUUUUCGGUGUUUACCCUAGCUUAGUGGCACAUACCUUUGGCGUGCAUGGCUUGAGUCAGAAUUGGGGUACAAUGACUCUUGCUCCUGUCAUCUCUGGCAAUAUAUUCAACCUGAUAUACGGCAGAAUCUACGACACUCAUUCAGUGGUAGACGGUGAAAAUGGCGAUAGAAAGUGCCUCGAGGGAAAGACUUGCUAUCAAGGCGCAUUCUGGAUGACACUAGUCGCCAGUUUAGGAGCUUUGCUGCUUUGCUUGUACAGCAUCUGGCACGACAAUGCAGCAAGUCGGAAGCGUAUGCACAAAAAUAGGAGGAAGAGCCAUACGAGCACUAUAGACUGA